This is a messenger RNA of Paraglomus occultum, 1485 nucleotides long. Lineage: Eukaryota; Fungi; Glomeromycota; Glomeromycetes; Paraglomerales; Paraglomeraceae. The record is from the annotation of a GenBank genome assembly.
AUGCAAAAAAGUUGGACUGUUGGAUCGUAUUUUUAUCUCGUAAUUACACUGUUGUUCUAUACGAUACAAGUUUCGACCAAUCCGUUGAAUUCGUCUACCCACUUGCUAAAAAGAUACUAUGAGACUGACUUGACUCAAGACGUCCCCGCACCUGUGGAUAUUCCUACGAACAUGGUACAGUGCGGAGGAUCUAUGAAAUUUUCGAGCUUUCAACUUCAGCUCACACCUUCAACCACACCCGGUAUUUCUCCCGUUCCUAGCAGCUCAUUGACAAAGAACCUCCCGUACUUGUACAACGUUCCAAUAAUAACCGGCGCGGGUGCUAUAUUGAUCAUCGCAGUGCUACAAGCGAGCAACAUUAUGCAAGCCAAAGCGACGACAUCACAUUUUCAACAUACAGACUCUAAGGAGUUGAGCCAUGAGCAAGCGGCUAUUCUGAUAACACCUCCAUUGGCAGCACAGUCGCCAUCUAUAUAUGAUGUAUUUCGUGCCGUUCAAUUUCUUGUGACCACCGCUUUGCUUUCUAUACCUUGUCUGUUAAAUAGUCUAAAUUUAAACUUUAGUUAUCGAGGUGUGGCGUCUAAACUUGCAUGGACUUGUGGUAUACCACCACAAAGUUUUCAUGCUGGGUUUAUAUCAAACGCUGCAGAUAACAAAAUACGAGAAGGAAUAUGUCAUAUAUCGGAAAGCCAAUAUUUGAGUUCGGUCCCACCGUCUUCUGGGUUUACAGAUUUUGGCGCGGCAGUGGGAAUCCCGGGAAACGACUUGUUUUUUAUGGUAUUAAUCAUAUUUUGCUUUGCACUGUUGGCUGCGCUUGUUGUCGCAUUAUUGGUUGGAUCAUUGGCACGGUUACUCAAGUCUUUAUGGGAGAAAUGGUCCAUCCUGAAAACUGCUGCGCAGAAUAUCCACUUUUUAAUACUUGUAAUCUCUAUCGGAACAGUGUCAGUUUGUAUCCGCAGAAUUAUCAAUGACAUGCGUCACAAUCGGGAAGCAUUUGAAUCGCCAGUUCACAAAAUCGUAUUGGGCGCGUUUUACACUCAAUAUCGAGACAGUUCAGAGUCACAACCGACCCGAAUUUGGUUCUUCGUGAUUACGAUUGGUUAUGACUUUAUUAGAGCUAUCGUCAUUGGAGCAGGGAGGAGAAACGGUCUCGUGCAAGGCCUUUUCUUGCUUAUUACCGAAUUAUUUUAUUUCUUUUCGCUAGUGCUUUACAAGCCUUAUAUCACGGAUUUGAUGAACAAGUUAAAUAUAAGCAUUUCGUUUUUGAAGUCUACCGUUGUUAUUUUACUACUUCCGUAUUCAAACGUUUGUACGAGUACGGCUCUUCAAAGUGUUGCAUUUGCUUUGCAAACCAUCAUUAUGACAUUAUUAUUGGGAGUAAUGUUUGCCAAAUCGGCCAUGAUGGUCAAAGGUUAUGUCGACAAGAAGAAAAAUGAUAAUGAUAAUUCAACAGCAACAACGACUGCACCACCACCGCUUGAAUAA